This is a messenger RNA of Penicillium robsamsonii, 1182 nucleotides long. RefSeq names its product bZIP transcription factor. NCBI's taxonomy places the organism in Eukaryota, Fungi, Ascomycota, Eurotiomycetes, Eurotiales, Aspergillaceae. The transcript has 3 exons. The record is from RefSeq and is a predicted model, not a curated record. Gene Ontology annotation, molecular function: transcription cis-regulatory region binding; DNA-binding transcription activator activity, RNA polymerase II-specific. Bases 1 to 1182 code for a protein of 393 amino acids. Gene Ontology annotation, cellular component: RNA polymerase II transcription regulator complex.
AUGGUCUCUAUCGUCGACCAUAGUGAUAUGGCCAUGGACUCAAUCGUGCCCAAACAUGAACCUGGUCCUGAUGGUUCCAUCAGUUCGACCGUGUCGACACCAGAUCCAGAAGCAGAACCCUUGACUCAGGAUGCCGCGCAAACUCAGAAGAGGAAGGGAGGCAGGAAACCUAUAUAUGCCACCUCAGAAGAGCGAAAGCAACGCAACAGGCAGGCCCAGGCGGCCUUCCGAGAACGCAGGACGGAGUAUAUCCGCCAGCUAGAGACCACCAUCAAACGCAAUGAGGAAUCUCUACAGAGUCUACAGCAGAGUCAUCGUAGUGCCGCCGACGAAUGUCUAAUGUUGCGGUAUAAGAACUCCCUGCUGGAGCGCAUUCUCCUUGAAAAAGGCAUCGAUGUUCAGGCCGAACUACGUCUGAAAACAGGGGCGCCGGGCGCUCCCCCCAAGGCAAACCCUAUGCCCAAGGCACCCAGUGCAGGGGCCCGCCCAACCCAACGACACCCCGCAGGCAUCGCCUCGAAGCCCGAGACGUUCGGCAUGUCGCAGCGGGAAGGCGCAUACGGGAUCCCGUCGCCGCAGUUCCAAGCAACCCCCACCUCUCACGUUUCCUCGCCCUCACACGCCAAGUCCCCCGGCUUCGGUUUCCAGGGCGCCAUGUCACCCGUCGAGGGACGGCCCCAGCUCCUCCCCCAACCCCGGACUUUUAGUCAGACGUCGCCGCCGGCAAUCAGCAUGCCACAGACCGAACCGUCAGACUCCAAACCCCAGUCCCGUGGAGCCAUGGGUCCUCGCGGUGCGCGGGUCGCAGCGGCUGCUUACUAUCCAUCUCCAUUCCAGAAACACUACGAUCAACUCGGUAGGCCCAUCUUCACCUCACAAGUUCCUUCCCAGCUGACCUCUCAAGCAGAACAGGAGUACGAUGCCCAGGCCGAUAUGGUCGAUGACGACCACGACGGCUCAACAUCCUAUGUCCCCGGCUUCACCCCGCAAUCCGUCGCCUCGGGCUCCCACAAUAUGUCCGGUUUCAACCAACCACCGGGCGAGGGCACGCCCACCGAUUUCGGAAAUGCAAAUCAGCUGCUCGGUCAGUACGAGCCGAUGCUGGACACGGAUCCGUUCGGGUUAAGCGCUAGCAUGCACUUCCCCACCCCGUUCAACUACGAGCACAACUCGAGGCAAUAA